AUGAACUACACCAUCAUUGAGUAUUUUCAAACAUGCUUCUUACUGCCCAACAUAAACUACCAGGCCAUCGCCUUCAACCUGAUCAACGUUCCCUUCAUUUUCCCCGUGUGCGUCUACAUCCUCUGUCUGGGGCUGCAGCGCUACAGGAGCAGAGCCCAGAUCAGCCACACCGACUUCUUCACCUACAACAUGGCGCUCAUCCAACUCAUCGGCAUCUUAGGGUCUUGUCUUUUAACAGGAAAUAUGACGUUCAUGAAUUCCACAAUUACAGUCACCGGGCCAGGAGAGGGCGCCAGAAACAGCCAGUCAAAGCAGAAGACGUUGAACAUGAUCUUGGUGAUCACCGGAGCGCUCCUGGUGAAGUUUGGAGGUGAGGGCGGAGGAGUGAGCCGAUCAAAGCAAAGAGCUUUCAACACCAUCAUGAUUAUCUUCUUGGCUCUCCAGCUCUGGCUUGGCGAGUCCAUAAUGAGAAAGGUGUUGAACACAACCAAUGUUCUGAAUGAUUUUGGGAUGUGCGUUCUCUAUCAGAUCACAUGUUGGUUUGAGGCUCCCAGCAGCCUCGUGUUACCACUACUGUUCCUGCACCGGGCCGGGAUACUUCCCAAGUGUAGGUUCCGAAAGAAUAUUGGCGUGAAGAGCGUGAAUGAGUGA
This is a messenger RNA of Knipowitschia caucasica, 651 nucleotides long. NCBI's taxonomy places the organism in Eukaryota, Metazoa, Chordata, Actinopteri, Gobiiformes, Gobiidae. The record is from the annotation of a GenBank genome assembly.